AAAGAAAGUGUUUAUAACCUGAGGUUUUAUUCCAGCUUUGCUGAGAGUAUCUUGACCUGCACUUCCAUGGAGAGCCUUGGACAGAAGAUACAGCAGGCUGCACACACUGGCAUCACCAAACAGUUGUCUACUAUUGCAGAAAGGACAGAAAUAAACAACUCACAUUUUGACUAUGAGACUGGAAUGUCAGCAAGCACAAUGGAAGCAGUUGCUGCCAUUGAUGAUGCUAUAGAUGAAGCCCUAGAUGAUGAGCCAACACCCCCUAAGAGGCAGUGUCCACAAGAGGAAAUAGUUAUUAGUACUUACAAAACCCCGAAGCUGAAUCAUAACUCCCCAAGCAAGAUUGAGGACAGUGGAAAUACCCUUGCUCACAGCUUAUCCAUGUAUCGCAAACAGAAACCAGUAAGUUCAGUUGUUUUCAUGAAUAUAUGUGCAUCAGUUAAUCCAUUUGUCAUGGGAAUAAGUACUAUCCACUAUUUUUUUUUGUGAAUUUUGUUGCACAUAGAUGGCUCUCCAUCUGAGUGCUCAGUCAUGAAGGCCUACUAAUGACUUCCCCAUUCCUUGCAUUUUUGGGAAAUUUUCUGAUGUUUUAUCCUCAUUGUUGAUGCUGACUUUCUGAAUUUUAUAAUGCUAUUUGAAAUGAUAGUAGCUGUAAGAAAAAGAAAAAGAAAAGAAAAAAAAGAAAAAAAAAACUGAAAUCAAGAAAAAGGGUAAACAGGUGAAAUAGGUAGGACUGGUAUUUGGCUCCUUAAUUACUUAAAUUCUUGUGGAGCCAUGUCAUGUGUAAAAACAA
This is a messenger RNA of Penaeus monodon (black tiger shrimp), 793 nucleotides long. RefSeq lists its product as uncharacterized. The record is from RefSeq and is a predicted model, not a curated record. Lineage: Eukaryota; Metazoa; Arthropoda; Malacostraca; Decapoda; Penaeidae. The transcript has 3 exons. Bases 67 to 489 code for a protein of 140 amino acids.